This is a messenger RNA of Haemorhous mexicanus (house finch), 2567 nucleotides long. It is a transcript of the gene SIAH1, whose product is annotated as siah E3 ubiquitin protein ligase 1. The transcript has 2 exons. Gene Ontology annotation, molecular function: zinc ion binding; ubiquitin conjugating enzyme binding; ubiquitin protein ligase activity. Gene Ontology annotation, biological process: multicellular organism development; proteasome-mediated ubiquitin-dependent protein catabolic process. Gene Ontology annotation, cellular component: cytoplasm. Lineage: Eukaryota; Metazoa; Chordata; Aves; Passeriformes; Fringillidae. Bases 125 to 1066 code for a protein of 313 amino acids. The record is from RefSeq and is a predicted model, not a curated record.
GUGACAUCCGGGCGCCGCGCGGGGCCCCCCGGGCGUGGCGGGAGCUUUCGCCGCGGUCACCGCCCGGCCCGCGGCCCGAGCCCGCCUGUGCUGCGCGGACGCGCCAUGAGCUCCUCCGCGCCCCAUGACGGGCAGAUCUGCCUCCAGCGGGCCGUAUUCCUGGAAGGGCGUCUGGUCUGCGUGCUUGCCGGGGAGUAAAACCUGCAAGGGGAAAGAAAUGAGCCGUCAGACCGCUACAGCACUACCCACAGGUACCUCCAAGUGCACGCCAUCGCAGAGGGUGCCCGCGCUGACGGGCACCACAGCUUCCAACAAUGACUUGGCCAGUCUCUUUGAGUGUCCCGUGUGCUUUGACUAUGUGCUGCCACCGAUCCUGCAGUGUCAGAGUGGCCAUCUGGUCUGUAGCAACUGUCGCCCCAAACUCACGUGCUGCCCCACUUGCCGAGGCCCGCUGGGCUCCAUCCGUAACCUGGCCAUGGAGAAAGUUGCCAAUUCCGUACUAUUCCCGUGUAAAUACGCCUCUUCCGGCUGCGAGAUAACUUUGCCACACACAGAAAAAGCAGACCACGAGGAGCUGUGUGAGUUUAGGCCUUACUCCUGUCCCUGUCCCGGUGCUUCGUGUAAAUGGCAAGGCUCCCUGGAUGCUGUAAUGCCGCACCUGAUGCAUCAGCAUAAGUCAAUUACAACGCUGCAGGGAGAAGAUAUAGUGUUCCUGGCCACGGACAUUAAUCUUCCUGGUGCUGUUGACUGGGUUAUGAUGCAGUCUUGUUUUGGCUUUCAUUUCAUGCUAGUGUUGGAGAAACAGGAAAAGUAUGAUGGUCACCAGCAGUUCUUUGCAAUUGUACAGCUGAUAGGAACACGCAAGCAAGCAGAAAACUUUGCUUAUCGACUCGAGCUAAACGGGCAUAGGCGGCGAUUGACUUGGGAAGCGACUCCUCGAUCUAUUCAUGAGGGAAUUGCAACAGCCAUUAUGAAUAGUGACUGUCUAGUCUUUGACACCAGCAUUGCACAGCUCUUUGCAGAAAAUGGCAAUUUAGGCAUCAACGUAACUAUAUCCAUGUGUUGAAAUGGCAAUCAAACCUCUUCAGGCCAGUGUUUAAAACCGUUGCAUUUAAUUUAGCAGAAAUAGGGUAACCAUCUUUGACUGUCAGACAAAUUAUUUGGUAGAUGGAGGGUAGACAUAAAUGAAGGUAAAUAAAAGGAAAGGCUGUUAAAUUACAGGAAGCAGUUGCAUGUAGUAACUAAUAUAUUUAAAAUAAGUCAACAGUAAACCACUGAAAAUAUAUAUACACCCAAAAUGGGCAUCUUUUGUAUUAAGAAUUGAUUCUACAGGAAAUGUUGUAAAAUAAUUCUAAAACUUGUUUGUAGAUUGAUUGUACUGUUGAAAAGGAUACUGUUUCGUGUUUUUGUUUGUGUUUUUUUCCUCCCCCUUUGACUGACAAGCCAUGUUGAGCGGUCUGGUCUCUGGCCGCUGCUUCCCCUCCUCCUCCCCACCCCCCCUUUGUAAGUCACUACAUAGUAUUGCUGCUGUUUGUGUAUAUUUUUUGUGUAUUUGCUAAUUUUUAUUAACUUCUAGUUUUUCAUUAAAUAAAUAUGACUUUCUUUUCUGUAAUUCAGGUUUUUCUCUUUUUUGUAUCUUUUUAAGAUUAAUUACAGGUGUCAUCUUUUGAUAUGCAUAAUUGCUAUGGUAAAACUUAUAUUUCUGUAUGUUUGGUAAAUUUUGUCUCUUUCCAGUAGUCAAUUCAUUGGUGAUACUGUUCUUAAUUGAGCUAUUUGUGAAUGUACUGAACUCGAAAGGAGUGCUUAUGUUCAAAGAUGUGUCAGGAAAGACAGCUCCUUUAAAAACAGGUCUAGAUGUUGUUGUACUUUGAGUUAUCUUCUAACAAAAAUGAAACAAUUAUUAAGAACUUUCCGAAUUUAAAAAAAAAUAGCAAUUCACAUUUCAAAUUUAGAGAUGCUUAGAAAAUUGGUUGCAUCCUUGUAUUUGUCGGUUUGCAGUACAAAGGAAGUAUUGUAUUACACAAUAUUUGUAAUUAUAAAAGCAGACCAUUUGUCAAAAAAAAAAAAAAAAGGCAGUCAGAGUGAGAUGUUUUCAGUCUUUUUAUAUUUGUCAUUAAAAGAUUACCUGGCAAAUGAAAAAAACCACAGCCAACUUCUGCUUUUUGCUUUAGCUCAAAGUUUGACACAUUGAUGCUCUUGCUCAGUUUCUUGUCUUCAUGUCUUUUGGUUGUUACUAAAGCAACUGUCUGGAACUGACUUUUGUAUCUCAAUUUGGUGACAUGAUCCACAUGACAAUGCAGAUAAAUCUCUUCCAGGUGUGACUGACCAGCCCUAAAGGCUUUGGAAGGAUACUGGGCUUUAUGCAGACUGCCUGUAUGUGCAAACCUGAACCACGAAUGUAAAUGGGAUUUGUGUUACAAAACAGACCCAGACAAGAGCAGGGAAAGCUCUUCCACCUGGAGCAGGAAGGAAACCUUUGUCAGAGCGAGUGGUAGCGGCCGUGUCGGGGAGCUGCUCUGGCUGUUGACUACUUUUGUAACACAUUAAAAUACGGUUUAAUUACUGUG